GACUAAACAUCGACGUAGCGCGUGCCUCGUUCUCCGCGCGCGUUCAGGCAUCACCAGAAGAAGAACAGGCUCUCGCAGGAACGGCUGCAGUUCAUCGGUGCGAUAAACUCGUAUAGUCGUCGGAGCAUGGAUCCAACGCAACCGCCACCGGGCCUUCCACAGUCCAUGUCACCGCCGCAACUCGAUGAAAAUCAAUCACAGCUAGAUGGACAACAGCCGCAACCAGGUGAAGAGGUCCAGGUGCAGCCGGGUGAACAGGCGCCACCACCCCCGGGUGAACAGCCGCAGCAGCCGAGAGAAGAGCUCGUGCCGGACGGCCGCCACAGCUGGCAGGUGGCGGUGGCAGCGGCGUGGAACGUCUUCUGCUGCUCCCUGCUGCGUCGCGCCAUGCCGGUGAUGUUCCUCGCGGUGGGAGACGCGUUCGCCACCACCUCCAAAGGCGCGGUCGCCUGGAUGAACGCCUUCAUCUACAGCCUGGCAUACACGCUGUCGCCCGUUGUGACCGUUCAGUGCCGGACCAUGCCGCUGAAGGUUCUGUCCAUCGGAGGCGCCCUGUUGGUCGGCGUGGGCCAAAUAGUGUGCUUCGCCCUCGGCAGCCUUGCCCUUCUGGUGCCAGUGAUAGGACUCUGCUGCGGCCUUGGCGCCGCCGUGUCGAUGGUCGUCAACGAGACGGUCGUUCACCUCCACUUCGAGGCGGAGCGUCGCAAGGCCCUGUCCAUCUACCGGGCGGCCUUCUCGCUGUCGGCCAUCGCGUACCCCUUGGUGCUCGGGCUGCUCGUGAGCGAGUACGGACUGGACGGCGCGUUGCUCGUGACCGGCGCCAUAUCGCUCAACGCCCUGGCCGGCUCCCUCCUCAUGGCCAGGCCUCCGUGGAUGUCCCCGAGUGACCCCGUGCCAUCGAUACACCGGCCAGAGAACGCGGAUGCCCAGCCUGCGGCCGAAUUAGAGCAGGGCACCAAGGCAGACGCCUCCGAGAAGCCGGAUGCAUCCAAGAUGUCGGUGGCGGCCGAAGACCAGUCGAACGCGAUGAAUCCCGGACUGGUUUCGGGCGGCGUCUCGGGAGCAACGUCGGUCGAUCCCGGCACGAUGGGUACCACCGGAGGUGACGGCACGGCGGCCACCUCGGCAGCUCAGGCUGAUGGAGAGCAGGCCGCCGCGGUGCUCGAAGGCCAAGCCAACGCCGAUCAGCAGCCCGAGGGGGCCGCAGCGGAGCCGCCUAAGCUGGCGUCGCAUACCGGAGUCGGGGGGGCCGCUCUGGACAGUGCGGUGGCCAAAACACUGGCUGCACACGGCGCGCUCACGUCGCUGUCGGUCACGGCCGGCGCGCUCAUCUACGACUACGCCAUGGACGGGGACCCGGCGCGCUCUCGUUCGGCCACCCUCGCUUUGCUCUCGUACGGCGCUGGCGACCUGGUCGGACGCUUGUGUUACGAGGCCCUUCUUGGCGACGGCGAGCACCGGAAGGUGAUGGCGGUGCAGGCGUUCCUGCAGGGCGGCGUCCUCUUUCUCAUGGCGAUGACCAAUGAGGUGUUCCUGCUGGCGCCAGUCGGCUUCGGCCUGGGCGGCAUCAGCAGCGCGCUGGACCUGCUGCCCGUGCCGGUGCUGCAGCGCUACAGCGAACCGGACGCCGUGGAACGCCAGUUGGGAAUAUGCCGGGCCGCCUCGGGCAUCGGAUGCCUCCUCGGACCGGUGUUUGUCAUGGUGUUCCUGGACGGCGAGACGCAGUCCUACGCGAUCGUCUUCAUCUUGUCCGGGCUCUUCUCAAUUAUUGCCGGCACCCUCUGGCUCCCUGGUCUCAAGAAGGAGAUGGACGAGGCCAGAGGCAGGAUGACCUUCCCGCCGUCUGAAUACCCAAGAAAUGAACCACCAGCAGCUGAACCAGCAGCGGCUGAACCAGGUGCUGCUGAACCAGGAGUGGCCGAACUGUCACCGCCGCUGCCCGGAGCGCUCGCACCGGCCGUGGGCGAACCGGUUUCGGGUGGACCUUUUGCCGCGCCCGAUGCGGCAGAACCAGGCGCUUAAAUGCCAGCUGUGGAUCCGGCUCCGGCUUAGGAUGCGGGUCGACUCGUACCUGAUCGCUAGCGGCCCUUGUCUUUGUGUUUUUUUUUUUUAUUUUUUUCAUCGAUACGCGCACCGACAUAAUCUCCUCGUGCGCCUGCGCAGUGGGGUGCGUAAAUAUAAGAUACACGGCUUCACGUUGCCAUGACAACCACCCACGGGCAUGAUCAUGGCUACAUAGUUUUAUUCAUUUGCAAUGUUGUAAGCCCGCUCGACUACGGAUUUUUUUUUAUUUGGUCCUUUUCUUGGUAUGAACAUGGACGUAACCUCCCCGCUGGCCUGCCUGAUUUGGUUCGUGAAUAUGAAAUGCACGGCUAUGCGUUGCCGUGACAACAAUACACGGAUACUAUCCCGAAAAAAAAUGAAGUUUCAGGAGUGAAACACGCUCUCCUGUCGUUUUAUUUCCAACGAUGACUCAGGAUGCGAAAUAAAGUGCAAAUGUGGGUCGACUAGCCCAGCAAGGAAUAGCGAUUCUUUUUCUUCCCUUUCCAUCGAGAAGCACACGAAGGCAACCUCAAUCCCUGUGCCCCGGAGCACUCCCGUUUGCAAAUAUUGAAAUCCUCGGCUGUGUAUGUGUUAUUGCCGUGACGACCACGCACGGGUACAAUUCUGACAAGAGAUUUUCGCUGGUGACUGUUCCGUUGACCAGAGUGCAGGAUAAUCCUUCCCUUCAUUCUGUGGACCAGACCACAGCUCUCGUAAUGAGCCGUCGUAAUAUGUCCCAUGACGUUGUGCAAGAGCACGGCGCUCAUGGUUUGGAGGUCCCCAGUUCAACUCGUUUGUUCGAUCGACUUUCUUUUCCUUUGAAGUACUGCUGAUUCUUUGAAAUAAUGUUGCAUUAUUAAAGUUUCGAUACCGUUUGCAAAUUUUAAGGUCGAAAGCGCCGCAAUUCUGUUUUCAAACGCGUUGUAGGUGUCGGUGACAGGCGCGCUAUGUUUUACGGUGGCAACGGCCGUCAGCGGCCGGGGUACUCCCGUGACCGCUGUCACUCAGCGCGGGCGCAACAUAGAAGUUGGCGAGGAAAUUGCGAUCGCAUUAGCUUGCGCUGGAACGGACGCGAAAUUUGUGAUCAGUGACAGCAAAACUGCCAUACAAAAUUUUAGCAAGGGAAGGAUCUCGCCCUUAGCGGCCAGACUCCUAGGCCAGAGAAAGCUAGAUAGAAAAAUUCAAAUAAUUUGGACUCCGGCGCACGAAGCCGUCCCCGGCAACGAGGCGGCCCACGAGCUGGCUCGAGAUCUCUACCGCCGAGCCGCUACGGGGCCCCUCGAUGACCGAGGGAGCGGAGAGCGCAUGCUAAAAUAUGGGGAGAUCACGCAGCAUUAUAGAUUGGCUCGUAGACUGGUAUCCCCGCCAGACCCAAAAUUAAACACACAAGCAGUCGCGUGGAGACGACUACAAACUUAUACAUAUCCGCACCCGGUUAUGGCGAACCACAUGUUCCCCGAGGCCAGGAGCGAUAAAUGUAAUCUUUGUGGGGCGAGAG
This is a messenger RNA of Dermacentor andersoni, 3541 nucleotides long. RefSeq lists its product as uncharacterized. Lineage: Eukaryota; Metazoa; Arthropoda; Arachnida; Ixodida; Ixodidae. Gene Ontology annotation, molecular function: monocarboxylic acid transmembrane transporter activity. The record is from RefSeq and is a predicted model, not a curated record. Gene Ontology annotation, biological process: transmembrane transport.